Thunnus maccoyii (southern bluefin tuna) is the source of this 2290-nucleotide messenger RNA. RefSeq lists its product as uncharacterized. Lineage: Eukaryota; Metazoa; Chordata; Actinopteri; Scombriformes; Scombridae. The coding region runs from base 472 to 1401 and encodes 309 amino acids. The transcript is spliced from 10 exons. The record is from RefSeq and is a predicted model, not a curated record.
AUAAAAACACCAAUUUAUUUUUUCUAUCUAGAUUAAGUUAGACAAGAAAUAUAUCCAAGGGGCAUAGUUAUUUUUAUUGCAUUGUGGGUGACAAUUAUUGACUGUCAUCACCUGGUUAAUCACCUAAUUUGGACUAAACAGAGCCCCACAAAAGUUUAGAGCAAGAUCAUCUUUUAAUUUUGAUAAGUGAAUUGUAGUUUGGGCCUUGAAGGACAGGUUCACAAUUUUUCAAGUGUGUCUUAAAACAACAGUCAGGUGCCCAUAUGAACACUUAAAGAGGUUUUCCUCACUGUAAUCAUUCCUCCUGUUCAUACUGGCUAUUAAAAGAUUCCCUUCAAGUGCUCUUUCAUCAAACCAAGUAGGAAGGUCAUGGUGACGCACCAGUGGUAAACAGGUGCGUCCCAUGACAACCAAUGUGUGGCUUAGUUUGACUCAAACACAAAGGUGGACAUCAAAUCUGUGUGACUCCAAAUGCCACAAUUUCAGCAUGGCAGUCCUGUGGUUGAUCAGAUGACAAGAUUUAAACUCAAACUGCUGGAGAAGAGACUGGAAAACGGGAAGCACAAUAUGGACCAAAGAGCAGAGUCUGCCCAGUCUGCAAGGAGUUACGAUGGACAGAUAGAUGCAUUGCACCGUGCACUGAGGCGAAAACAGCACCUACUGCAGAGACUGAGGGAGCAGCAUAUGUUAGAGGACCUCAACAGACCUCACACCUGGGGAGGGUUGCGAAACCAGUACCGGUCACAUUUUGCCAUUGCCCCUCAGCUGCCCGUAUCGCUCCCACAUAUGGAACCCAUUCGCAUCCACCAGCCAGCGCCUGCUCUGCUCACCCCGCCCCCCCCACCACCACCACCACCACCUGCCCCGCCUCAGCCCCCACACAUCAUCCAGCAGACUCUACCCCAGCAGCCUGCCACCAUCAUACAACAGCUGCCACAACAGCAGCCUCUGAUUACCCAGAUUCCCCUGCUUCAGCCAAACCCUGCAUCUCGCUCAGGCAGCAUCAAAGAGGACAUGGUGGAGUUGAUGCUGAUGCAAAAUGCGCAGAUGCACCAAAUCAUAAUGCACAAUAUGAUGCUGAAAGCCAUGCCUCCUAUGGCCCUGUCGCCACCCAAUCACAGUGCCACUCAGACUGCAUGUCUUGGACAGGAUGGUUACCAGGGAGCCCCUAUUUUUGUAAGGCCAGAUGUCAAACCAAGGGGAUGUGCUGUCCAUCAUCAUCAUCAUCACUAUGGUCCUACACCUGCAGCACCACAGCUGCCCCCCAUCAGCUACCCUAUAUGGCUGCCAGUGGUGUCACCUGUCCCUUCAGGACAAGCACAGGGACAUGUACCACCAGUGCAGCAGGGAACUGAACCAUUUUCACUCCCACCACUCAAUGUGAGUCGGAUUUCUCUCUGAGAGCCCCCUGCUGUCUCUGAAUUGAAACUGCAUGCGAGACAUUGAGAUAGAUGUAAUUCCCCGGUUGUACAACUGGUCAAGAAUAACUCAAACUAAAAAGAAACAAAAACUCGCAGGAGAACAAAACGCACAUGCAUUCAAUGGAAACGUUGUUGUUUUCCCUUAUUUAUUUCCAAAAUAUGUCAUGUAUGAAUGGGAGACAAAUAAAAACAGGUCAACUUCGAAGUCCUAGAAAACAAAACUUCAUUUGAGGGAAUCAUAGCUGUUACGAGCCAUCCCACAGUUUCUUUUGCAAUAUCUGGAAGAUAGACAUUUACUCGCAAAUUAAAUUAUAUUUUGGGGGCUUUUAUGAUUUAUUUUCCAUGACAGGAUGAUCUCCAUCCAUUACAAACACAUUAAAAUGUGUCGCAAUUUAGUUAAUGAACAUUAGAUUAACGUUUACACUCGUCUGAUUAGGUUAACGAUUAAAUAUACAAAGUGACGAAAACGUGACGUUAGUUGGGCACAUAGCUACGACUUUUCGUUUUAGCGUAAUUUUUGUCGGUAAAAACACCAUAUUUCUCCAGUAAUGACGUUUAAAUGAACGACGAUCGUUCCCAAAGAGCGAAUAUAAACAAAAAGACUACCGCCCGAACAGGGACUUGAACCCUGGACCCUCAGAUUAAAAGUCUGAUGCUCUACCGACUGAGCUAUCCGGGCUCUGACAAAUACUUUUAUUUGAGUAUAUAAGAAUAGUCCAACGUUACCAAGGAAGCCAUAAUCUUAACAUUUAUUGUCCAUGUUACCUUGAUGUUAACGUUAGUUAACGUGUUAUGUAUUUAGCGAACUAGCUAAGCUAAGCUAGCCGCAUAGCUAUCAGGCUAACGCUAACGACAGGCUGAUCACAAAU